GUAGGAGGAGUUUAUUCUGGCCUGGUCUAGUCGGGGCCCGAGUUGUGGAAUAAGGUCGCAGCACACGUGGAGUUGUAGCCGGUGGAGAGCAGAGCAGACAUCAUGACUGAGCAGGACGUUGAAAACGAGCUGUUGGAUUACGAAGAAGAUGACGAGCCGCAGCAGUCAACUGAAACACCGGCACCCACUGCCAGGAAGGAGGUGAAGGGCUCCUACGUGUCCAUCCACAGCUCCGGAUUCAGAGACUUCUUGUUAAAACCUGAACUGCUCAGAGCCAUUGUGGACUGCGGGUUUGAACAUCCCUCAGAAGUACAACACGAAUGUAUACCUCAAGCCAUCCUCGGCAUGGACAUCUUGUGUCAGGCCAAAUCCGGUAUGGGUAAGACUGCGGUCUUUGUCCUGGCCACACUUCAACAGAUCGAGGCAGUGGAAGGACAAGUAUCGGUUCUCGUAAUGUGCCACACGCGUGAGCUCGCCUUCCAGAUCAGCAAAGAAUAUGAAAGAUUCUCAAAGUACAUGCCUACUGUAAAGGUUGCUGUUUUCUUUGGAGGCCUUUCCAUCAAGAGGGAUGAGGAGACGAUCCAAAAAAGCUGUCCACACAUCGUGGUGGGAACUCCGGGCCGGAUCCUGGCGCUGGUCAGGCAGAAGACUCUGAACUUGAAGAAUGUCAAACACUUUGUCCUGGAUGAGUGUGAUAAGAUGUUGGAGCAGCUCGACAUGCGCCGAGACGUUCAGGAGAUUUUCCGUCUCACCCCUCAUGAGAAACAGUGCAUGAUGUUCAGUGCCACCCUCAGCAAGGAGAUCCGUCCAGUCUGCAGGAAGUUCAUGCAGGACCCUAUGGAAGUGUUCGUGGACGAUGAAACCAAGCUGACCCUUCACGGUUUGCAGCAGUAUUACGUCAAACUAAAGGACAGCGAGAAGAACCGGAAACUGUUUGACUUGUUGGAUGUGCUGGAGUUCAAUCAGGUGGUCAUCUUUGUAAAGUCCGUGCAGAGGUGUAUAGCGCUGGCACAGCUCUUGGUGGAACAGAACUUCCCAGCUAUCGCAAUCCACAGAGGGAUGCAGCAAGAAGAGAGGCUCUCGCGAUAUCAGCAGUUUAAGGAUUUCCAGAGGAGAAUUCUUGUGGCCACCAACCUUUUCGGACGAGGCAUGGAUAUAGAAAGAGUUAAUAUAGUCUUCAACUACGACAUGCCGGAGGACUCCGACACCUACCUGCAUCGGGUGGCUCGCGCUGGAAGAUUCGGAACAAAGGGUUUGGCCAUAACGUUUGUAUCCGACGAGGAAGAUGCCAAAAUCCUCAACGACGUCCAAGACAGAUUUGAAGUCAACGUGGGCGAGUUACCCGAUGAGAUAGACAUAUCCACUUACAUUGAACAGAGCCGAUAACGCUGCCCCCCCCCCUCCUCCUCCUCCCCUGCGGUCCUGCUAGAACGUCUUCGUGGUGGUCUGAUUAGUCUCUGCUCUCGUCUGGCUGCACACACAUGACGGGGAUGUUUCAGUUUUACCAUACCUGGGAUUUUUUAUUGAGUUUGGUUUUGUGUAAAGAAGGGAAAGAAAUUAAACUUUUUUUAUUGUUUAGAUCUUGCGUGUCCUUCGCUUUCUUUAUA
This is a messenger RNA of Nanorana parkeri, 1607 nucleotides long. RefSeq names its product ATP-dependent RNA helicase DDX39A-like. The record is from RefSeq and is a predicted model, not a curated record. The transcript has 10 exons. Bases 103 to 1386 code for a protein of 427 amino acids. Gene Ontology annotation, biological process: mRNA splicing, via spliceosome; mRNA export from nucleus. Lineage: Eukaryota; Metazoa; Chordata; Amphibia; Anura; Dicroglossidae. Gene Ontology annotation, molecular function: ATP binding; RNA helicase activity; RNA binding.